Messenger RNA from Striga asiatica, 4537 nucleotides. Lineage: Eukaryota; Viridiplantae; Streptophyta; Magnoliopsida; Lamiales; Orobanchaceae. The record is from the annotation of a GenBank genome assembly.
UUUGCACAUCGCACUCUGAUUCGCCUAACCCCUUUUCCCCUCACCAAACCAAACCCUAGCCCUAAUUCUCUCCAAUUCACCAGCGAUUUUCUCCAAUUCAGUGAUCUCUGCUUUCGGCAUUUUGCAUAAUUGCAUUAGGGGCUGAAGAAAGCCUGCAUGGAUUCGCAGGCGAGCAAUCUCUACGAGACGGCGUCGCAGCCGGACACCGGGAACGACGCGUACGCGUUUCUUGAAUUCAACACUCAGGGCGAGGAGGACUUCGAUUACCCUGAAUUUCAAGAACUCUCGCAGCCCAUCCGAUCGUCUACCUCCGUCUGGCCCACGCCCUCCGAUUCAAUUUCGGCCACCGAGGUUCUUCCUUCCUCCUCUGAAGCUUCACAGUCCUCCGCCAAACACCGUGACCGCGCCACUGCCAGUAAUAGUAGUAAUAGUAAUAGCAAGGAUACCGGGGUCGUGGAGGCACUAGCAGCAGGGAUGGGCGGCCUGAACUUCGAAGACACUGGCGGUGAGGACGAGGUCUUCGAGUAUGAUAAUGGAGACUUUACGGAGCAUGCUUGCAGGUAUUGCGGGGUCACGAACCCGGCUUGCGUGGUGAGGUGCAAUGUGCCAUCCUGUAGAAAAUGGUUUUGUAAUUCGCGAGGAAAUACUUCUGGUUCUCAUAUUGUCAGUCAUCUGGUAAGAGCAAAGCAUAAGGAAGUUUGUCUACACAAAGACAGUCCCUUGGGAGAAACAAUUCUCGAGUGUUACAACUGUGGUUGUCGGAACGUUUUCCUUCUUGGGUUUAUAUCUGCAAAGACAGAAAGCGUGGUUGUUCUCCUCUGUAGGGAACCCUGUUUGAGUGUUAAUGCAUUAAAGGACAUGAAUUGGGACCUGAGUCAGUGGUGCCCGCUAAUUGAUGAUAGAUGUUUCUUGCAGUGGUUAUUAAAGGUCCCAUCUGAACAAGAACAAUUGAGGGCUCGACAAAUUACUGCUCAGCAGAUAAAUAAAAUAGAAGAGCUUUGGAAAACAAAUCCGGAUGCAACUUUGGAAGAUCUUGAGAAGCCUGGCGUGGAUGAUGAGCCUCAAUCUGUAGCCUUGAAGUACGAAGAUGCUUAUCAGUAUCAAAAUGUCUUCGCACCUCUCAUCAAGCUUGAGGCAGACUAUGAUAAGAUGAUGAAAGAGUCCCAAAGCAAAGACAAUAUAACAAUUAGAUGGGAUAUUGGUCUUAACAAGAAGCGCAUUGCAUAUUUUGUCUUUCCUAAGGAAGAUAAUGAGUUACGCCUUGUACCUGGCGAUGAGUUACGCUUACGAUAUUCAGGUGAUGGAGCUCAUCCCACCUGGCAGUCCGUUGGUCAUGUGAUAAAAUUGACUGCACAAGAGGAGGUUGCUCUUGAACUUGGUACAAGUCAGGGUGCUCCUGUUGAUUUGAACCAUGGUUUCAGUGUUGACUUUGUUUGGAAGAGCACGAGUUUUGACCGGAUGCAGGGGGCCAUGAAGACUUUUGCUGUGGAUGAAACUAGUGUCAGUGGGUACAUUUAUCAUCAUCUGCUUGGCCAUGAGGUUGAGAUGCAGAUGGUUCGCAAUACUUUGCCUCGGCGAUUUGGUGCACCUGGUCUUCCAGAGCUUAAUGCAUCUCAGGUUUUUGCCGUCAAGAGUGUCCUACAAAAGCCUAUAAGUCUCAUCCAAGGUCCACCAGGAACUGGUAAAACUGUGACAUCUGCGGCAAUUGUUUAUCACAUGGCAAAACAAGGCCAGGGGCAGGUUUUGGUCUGUGCUCCAAGUAAUGUGGCUGUAGAUCAACUUGCUGAAAAGAUAAGCGCGACUGGUUUGAAGGUGGUAAGACUAUGUGCGAAAUCAAGGGAAGCUGUCAGUUCUCCUGUUGAGCAUUUGACAUUGCAUUAUCAGGUUAGACAUCUAGACACAUCUGAAAAGAGUGAACUUCACAAGUUACAGCAACUGAAAGAUGAACAAGGAGAAUUAUCCAGCAGCGACGAGAAAAAAUACAAAGCGCUCAAGCGAGCCACUGAAAGGGAGAUAUCUCAGAGUGCUGAUGUUAUUUGUUGUACAUGUGUUGGAGCUGGGGAUCCUCGGUUAGCUAAUUUUAGAUUUCGCCAGGUCCUUAUUGAUGAAUCCACCCAGUCAACAGAACCUGAGUGCCUUAUUCCAUUGGUUCUUGGGGUAAAGCAGGUUAUUCUUGUGGGAGACCACUGCCAACUUGGCCCUGUCAUUAUGUGCAAGAAAGCUGCUCGGGCUGGGUUAGCCCAAUCUCUGUUUGAGAGACUUGUGCUACUUGGUGUGAAACCGAUUAGAUUGCAGGUUCAGUAUAGGAUGCAUCCUGCUCUAUCAGAGUUUCCUUCUAAUAGCUUUUACGAAGGUACUCUCCAAAAUGGUGUGACAAUAAAUGAAAGGCAAUCACCUGGCAUUGAUUUCCCUUGGCCAGUACCAAAUCGUCCCAUGUUCUUUUAUGUCCAGAUGGGACAAGAGGAAAUAAGUUCUAGUGGAACAUCAUAUCUAAAUAGGACCGAGGCUGCAAAUGUUGAGAAAAUUGUGACCACUUUCUUGAAGAGUGGUGUUGUUCCUAGUCAGAUUGGUGUCAUUACACCUUAUGAAGGCCAACGAGCAUAUAUCGUCAAUUAUAUGUCCCGUAAUGGUGCUCUACGGCAGCAGUUAUACAAAGAAAUUGAGGCAAUUACGCAUACCAAAGAUUAUUUGAUUUUGUACAUUUCACGGGUAGCAAGUGUAGAUUCAUUUCAAGGCAGGGAAAAGGAUUAUAUAAUUUUGUCUUGUGUGAGGAGUAAUGAACAUCAGGGCAUUGGUUUCCUCAAUGAUCCACGCCGGCUUAAUGUUGCCCUGACACGAGCUCGUUAUGGUAUUGUCAUCUUGGGAAAUCCUAAGGUUCUUAGCAAGCAACCUCUUUGGAAUGGCUUAUUAACACACUAUAAGGAACAUGAGUGCUUGGUCGAAGGACCUCUGAAUAACCUAAAGCAGAGUAUGGUUCAAUUUCAGAAGCCCAAAAAGGUAUACAAUGAACGGAGACUCUUCUAUGGAGGUGGACCAGGAAUUGUUCCCAACGAUGCUUUUGGAUCUGCUGCCUCUACUCCAACUGCUGACAGGAGGGGUCCCCGCUCCAGGGGUCCUUACAUGCCACCUGGCCCACCCAAUGGUGGUGCUCAUAAGCCUGGUAUGCACCCUUCUGGUUAUGCAAUGCCUCGUGUACCGCUUUCUCCAUACCAUGGGGCCCCUCCAUCACAACCUUAUGCCAUUCCUACUCGUGGUGCGGUGCAUGGAGCUGUACCUCAAGUACCACAAACUGGAAGCCGAGGAUUUGGUUCUGGGCGUGGGAAUUCCAGUUCGCCAGUUGGCAGUCAUCUUCCACAACAGCAAGGCAUGCAAGCCCCUAUUGGAAGUGCUUCUAACUUCAAUUUCCCAUCCAUGGAGAACGCUGGUAGUCAUCCGACUGUGGCCGGACCACUAUCUCAACCUGGCUACGUUUCUAAUGGAUCGCAUGUCCCUUAUAAUGUUGCUGAGUUCUCUACCCAGGGUGGAUAUGCUGUUGACUAUGUUGCACAAGGAGCUCAAGGUGGGUUUCCUGGUAGCUUUUUAAACCAGAAUUCUCAAGCUGGAUAUGCUCGUUUUGCCCCAGGAAAUGACUACAUGUCUCAGGAGUAUAUUGCCCAAGGUUCACAAGGACUAUUUACACAGGGCGCAUUUAAUGAUCAAUCUCAAGAGGAUGCUUCCCAGAAUCACUUUGGUUUGGCAAGUGCCAAUCUUCAGUCACAGAAUCUGCUAAAUCCAAUGUAUUCACAGCCAUUUACGCACUACAACAGUCAGCCGUUAAACGUACAAAAUUCCCAGCAACAGAAUCAAUCACAGCAGGCCCAAAGUUCCCAGAAUCAUAAGCUACACUACAACGGUUGAAUUUUUAACGGGUUAUUGUCCUAGCGUGUUAGAAAUAUGGUUUGUCAAUACCAUCUGCUUCAAAGAUGGUUCUAGAAGCUUGGAAAGAUAUCGGGUUGAUUUUUGACAGAAGUUUUUGGUGGAUGAUUCUGAAACAAGGACCAGAUUUUAGUUUUUGGCUAGAAGGAGGUUAUCUCACUCGAGGAAAUUGGCUUUGGUGCAUAGCUUGAGCUGAGGAAAAAAACUGAAACCCGACUGAGUGCACAUUAAACGGGAAGUAUAAGGGCGUUGAGGAAGAAGCUGUGCUUGCUCGAUACAUAAGCCUGCAAAAGUGACAUCAUCAGCAUCAUGUCGUUUUGAGCAGCUACUGCCUGCUAUGAAGUAUCUAUACGACAUUAUGCCUGAAUAGUGGUUUGUUGCUUACUCAUCUCUCCCGACAUGUAAUAAUCAUUCGUUUUCUUAAAUUAAAACAUUUGUUAAGUUGAAUGGUGACUGUUAUAUCCCUGAGUGUUGGUGCAGGAGUAAUGCUUUUGUUUGCUAGACCUAAUAUGUUACAAUGUGAGAGAUAUAUAAUGUUUUAUGGAAAAGUUGCUUGGCUUUCGGUGUGAAUCAUCAUGUGCUUUUAUACAGAGGUUUUUUGAGUUGGUUGUUUGGUGCGUGC